AUGAUACGUGAUCCACCGGCCAUGCACAAACCUGAUAACGCUGCCAGUCAGCAAGAGGAAAACAAAUAUGCCCUCAGCAGCACCGUGGCGGGGAGCACAGGCGGCGCGAGGCUGUGCGCCCAGUGCGGGAAGGUCAUCACCGAGAGGUUCCUCCUUAAGGCAAUGGAACGGUUCUGGCACGAAGACUGCCUGAAGUGCGGCUGCUGCGACUGUCGCCUUGGCGAGGUCGGCUCCAAGCUUUACUACAAGGCCGACCUCAUGCUCUGCAAGAGGGAUUACCUUAGGUUAUUCGGUGCCACGGGCAAUUGUGUAGCGUGCAACAAAGUCAUUCCGGCGUUCGAAAUGGUUAUGCGGGCAAAGAGUUUCGUAUACCACUUAGAAUGCUUCGCCUGUCAACAGUGCAAUCACAGGUUCUGCGUGGGCGACAGAUUUUAUCUGUGCGACAACAAGAUACUUUGCGAGUACGACUACGAAGAGAGGCUGGUGUUCGCAAGUAUGGCCGCCAACCCCACCGGCCUAGCACAUAUACGAAGACAAGUUAGUGGAUUACAGUCGCCGGGCGGCGGUUACCCGGGGGGUGCGUGCGUCGCUGCCGGCGGGGCGCUGGUGGAGAAGGAGGGCGCGGGGUGCGCGGGCGCCGACGACGCCUCCAGCGGCUACGGCAGCCCCCCCGAUCCGGACGUGUGCGACGCCGCGCGA
This is a messenger RNA of Iphiclides podalirius (scarce swallowtail), 699 nucleotides long. Lineage: Eukaryota; Metazoa; Arthropoda; Insecta; Lepidoptera; Papilionidae. The record is from the annotation of a GenBank genome assembly.